AUGAACAGAAUGCAUGAUAAUCAACGGGAGUGGGAUGACGAAACGGUUUAUUUUUAUCCCCCACGAACCGUUCCACCCGCAAUUAAUAAAUACACCAGACUGAUUUCAGAUCUCUUGCAAAAUAUCCCCAUUACUGACGCUCUCCCUGGAGGUGCUCCCAUGGCCAUUGCCCUCUGUGAGGAUGCAAAGAAGGUGCUCGAGAAGGAGAGUGUCGUGCUAGAUAUUGAUGUCACUGAAAAGGAUAACCUGAUUAUUGUUGGCGACAUCCAUGGUCAGUUUGCAGACCUCUUACAAAACGUACUAUCGAUGCAGUUAGUGCAGCAAGAGGAGGACUGUAUUCCCAGUAGGCCUUUGGGCUCAGUUUAUAAGUUUUUAUUUUUGGGCGACUACGUGGAUCGUGGCCCACGCAGUGUUGAAGUAAUCACUCUUUUGCUUGCGUUAAAGAUAGAGUACCCUACUCAUGUUUUGCUUCUUCGUGGAAAUCACGAGGAGGCACAGACGUCUCGCAUGUACGGGUUUUUUCAAGAAUGUCGUGUAAAAUUGGAAGGAAAUGGUGAGAGGGUAGGUGGUGGUUGUACGAGUAUGUCAAGCAGUGCAUGGCUGCAGUACAAUAUGGUGUUUUGUUGGUUGCCUCUCGCAGCUGUCGUCCAAUGUCCCUCUGGCAUGUUUUUUUGCGCACAUGGUGGCCUCAGUCCCCAAACUAAGACGAUUGUCGGUUUGAAAUCCAUUUGUCGCAACGAGUAUGGUCAGUCGUUAGGAACUUCUUCAGGCUUUUACUUUCCCUCUCCCACGAAUGACAACGACACGGAGUUGUCUGUUGCUGACGAGCGCAAUAUAGUCGAUGGCCUGCUGUGGUCCGACCCCGAUGAUGAUGUCUACGGCUUCCAAGUCAAUCACAGGGGAUGCGGGUUCAUCUUUGGGCCUGAUGUCACAAGGGCGUUUCUCGACCGCAACUACGGCUAUUCCUUCAAUUCCAGGCUGCCGGGUCAGAGGAGAGAGGGAAUGCAGUUUAUUGUUCGGGCCCAUCAGUGUGUUGAGGAUGGCUAUCAUUGGGCCCACGGGGGUCUUGUGCUCACCCUCUUUUCCGCCCCCAAUUACUGUGGCAUGAAUAACAAGGGGGCUUUUGCCGUGCUACGCGGUCGAGCAAAUGUGGGAGAGGACCGCGUCUUGUUUGAAUACAAGGUCUACGACAUUGCCCCGAGGUCGCCCAACGAAAUGGGAACCAGACUGCACGCUUCAUGUGAUGCGGCUUCUAGUGCAGCGCGGCGGGUAAACGGAUCGCUGCAUGGGGGCUAUUUUGAUGAUAGUGAAUAG
Molecule: messenger RNA, 1314 nt
Organism: Trypanosoma cruzi
Lineage: Eukaryota; Euglenozoa; Kinetoplastea; Trypanosomatida; Trypanosomatidae
Product: serine/threonine-protein phosphatase 2A, catalytic subunit, putative
Exons: 1
Coding region: 1-1314 (437 amino acids)
Cellular component (GO): cytoplasm; nucleus
Molecular function (GO): protein serine/threonine phosphatase activity
Source: RefSeq, a predicted model, not a curated record